GCUGACGCUGCUGCCACUCGCGCUCGAAGCCGCAGCUCCCGCCUCCCCGGCGAUCAGGUUCGUGUGCGCCGCGGUGCUGGGGGCUCGAGGACCGAGCGGAGCUGGUUGAGCCUUCAAAGUCCUAAAACGCGCGGCCGCGGGUUCGGGGUUUAUUGAUUGAAUUCCGCUGGCGCGGGAGCCUCUGCAGAGAGAGAGAGAAAUAGAGCGAGCGAGCGAGCGCGGAAGAUGGAGAUGGACAAGCGGAUUCAUUUAGAGCUGCGGAACAGGACGCCCUCGGAUGUGAAAGAGCUUGUCCUGGACAACUGCCGGGCGACCGAAGGCAAAAUCGAUGGCCUCACAGACGAGUUCAAAGAACUGGAAUUCUUGAGUACGAUCAACAUAGGCCUCGCCUCCGUUGCAAACUUACCAAAGUUAAACAAACUUAAGAAGCUUGAACUAAGCGAUAACAGAAUCACAGGGGGCCUGGAUGUAUUGGCAGAAAAGUGUCCGAACCUGACGCAUCUAAAUUUAAGUGGCAACAAAAUUAAAGACCUCAGCACGAUAGAGCCGCUGAAGAAGUUAGAGAACCUCAAGAGCUUAGACCUUUUCAACUGCGAGGUGACCAACCUGAACGACUACCGAGAAAGCGUGUUUGAGCUCCUCCCGCAGCUCACGUACCUGGACGGCUACGACCGGGAUGACAAGGAGGCCCCCGACUCCGACGCCGAGGGCUACGUGGAGGGCCUGGAUGACGACGAGGAGGAUGAGGACGAGGAGGAAUACGAGGAAGACGCUCAGGUGGUGGAAGAUGAGGAGGAUGAGGACGAGGAGGAGGAAGGGGAAGAGGAGGACGUGAGUGGAGAGGAGGAGGAGGAUGAAGAAGGCUACAACGAUGGGGAGGUCGACGAUGAGGAAGACGAGGAAGAUCUCGGUGAAGAAGAAAAGGGUCAGAAGCGGAAACGAGAGCCUGAGGAAGAGGGCGAGGAAGACGACUAAGUGGAAUAACCUAUUUUGAAAAAUUCCUCUUGUGAUUUGACUGUUUUUACCCAUGUCCCCUCCCCCCUCCAGAUCCUGCCCCCCGAAACUUAUUUUUUUCUGAUUGUAAUGUUGCCGUGGGAACGAGAGGGGAAAAGCGUGCUGGGGGCUGGGGAGGGCCGGGAGGGGGUGGAAUAAAAUACUAUUUUUACUGCCACUCUUU
Dipodomys ordii (Ord's kangaroo rat) is the source of this 1177-nucleotide messenger RNA. It is a transcript of the gene Anp32a, whose product is annotated as acidic (leucine-rich) nuclear phosphoprotein 32 family, member A. The record is from RefSeq and is a predicted model, not a curated record. Gene Ontology annotation, cellular component: nucleus; perinuclear region of cytoplasm. Gene Ontology annotation, biological process: nucleocytoplasmic transport; regulation of apoptotic process. Gene Ontology annotation, molecular function: histone binding. Bases 226 to 975 code for a protein of 249 amino acids. NCBI's taxonomy places the organism in Eukaryota, Metazoa, Chordata, Mammalia, Rodentia, Heteromyidae. The transcript is spliced from 7 exons.